AUGGCUGGUUCUUCAACAACUCCCUCAGCUUCUCUUUUGCUCCUAUUGAUCCUUCUCUUUUGCUUCUCAGCAGCAGCUAAGGAAAUCUUGGUUGGAGGCAACAUAGAUGCAUGGAAGAUUCCAUCUUCUGAAUCAGACUCACUAAAUCAAUGGGCAGAAAGGUCUAGGUUCCAAGUUGGAGACCAUCUUGUUUGGAAAUAUGAUGGUGGGAAAGAUUCAGUUUUGCAAGUAAGCAAGGAGGAUUAUCCUAAUUGCAACAUCACAAACCCAAUUAAAGAGUACAGUGAUGGGAACACUAAGGUGAAGCUUGACCAUCCUGGACCAUUCUAUUUCAUCAGUGGAGAAAAGGGUCACUGUGAGAAGGGUCAGAAGCUAAUUGUGGUGGUUUUGACUCCAAGGGGAAGCAGCAGGUACAUUGGGAUUUCACCUGCACCUUCUUCUGCAGAGUUGGAAGAAGGUCCAGCUAUUGCUCCUACUAGCAGUGCCACAGCUUUGCACAGUGCCCUUGUGAUGUCUCUUGGAGUAUUAUUUGCUAUGUGGAGUUUCUGA
Molecule: messenger RNA, 549 nt
Organism: Gastrolobium bilobum
Lineage: Eukaryota; Viridiplantae; Streptophyta; Magnoliopsida; Fabales; Fabaceae
Product: early nodulin-like protein 15
Exons: 2
Coding region: 1-549 (182 amino acids)
Cellular component (GO): plasma membrane
Molecular function (GO): electron transfer activity
Source: RefSeq, a predicted model, not a curated record